ACCAAAACGCGCGUUCCCACUUGUAACUUCGCCCCGCUCUGCCGAUACAUUCCACACAUCCCAUCCAUCCACGCAUUCCACUCCACUCAAACUUCAGCAUCUUUUAUUCAUACCACCCUUCAUUCUGUCUCCCCACAUAAACUCUCUUUAAUCCGGUGCUCUCUUUUGCUCUGCUCCUUCAACGCGCAUUCACAGGCCGCUCACCAUGACCGAACGUGAUUCCAUUCCUGGUCACGGCAGCACCAGCCAUACCAGCCAGUCAACAGCCAAUACAGAGCCCAGGGUCGACAGAACAGCCCACACCCCAGUUCCAUCCUCUACCGGCGGUGGCACAAACGGAGGCGAUUUGCUGGCAAUCGAGCGCCUUGCGCUGGGCUCCGAAAACAGGGCCACGUACCCCGUCAGUGCGUCUUUGCUAUCUUCGGCGAACAGUCUUGGCGAUAAUCGAAACCUUCACACACCUCUAUCGUCUGCCUCCAUGAAUCCUUUUCGUCGUAGUCCCUCUGUGUCUCCGCCAUUGAGUGCCACGACCGCAUCGGCUAGAGAUAUCAGCUUUCAGAACGAGGACCCCUUCUCCAUCUCUGCUACCUCUGCUGGACAAAAUCUGAACUCUCACCCUUCACACGCAGUCGCUUCGUCUCAAUCAUGGGAACAGAAUCCGAGUUCAACGACGGGUUUGGAUAGUCCACCAGAAUUGCCUCCACCACCAGCCUAUGUCCAAAUUGAGGAGCCAUUCUCAGCAGAGCCAGUGAACACCUCGUUUCCCGUAUCACCGGCGUUUCCUACAUCACCAGAAAUCACAGCAGCUACUGUAGAGACAUCCUUGAGCACAUCCGCGACCUCAGCACCACCAUCAGAACGUGCACAGCCCAGAUCGACACCUGUAAGAGAGUCAGAACCAGUGAACGAAUACGUGCUGAAGCCCAUUGACUGGAUCGAACCUUCAACAGGGGUUGAGAAACGCAUAAAGAUCAUCACCCAGAAUGAGAAUGGCCCCUGCCCAUUGCUGGCGCUGUGCAAUACACUAGUCCUACAAGGCAAAGUUGCGAUUACACCAUAUGAUCGUCCUACGAUCGGAUACGACCAUCUUUUGGAACUACUGGCGGACUAUCUCCUGAACGAGGACCCUUCGGAGCCCAAUGCUUCUUCAUCAUCUUCAAGAGAAUCGCGAACAGGACGGAGGAUCGAAUCUGAAAGGAUAAAGUCCCGUCUCGAAAUCGAGUCGGCCCUGCGGCUCCUCCCACAUCUGGAGCAUGGACUGGACGUGAACGUGUUCUUCAAAACGAUCCGUGGAUUCGAACCGACGGCAGAGCUGGGACUCUUUCACACAUUCGGCGUGGAGCUUGUCCAUGGAUGGGUUGUGAGUCCCGUUAGCGACGCGGCUAUGUAUGCACUUGUGGACGGACCUGCGGGAAUCACCAGCUAUAAUAAGGCAGUCGAGUGUAUUGUUAGUGGCGAUGACGCAGGGGGCGGAUUAGUGGUCGAGGAUUCGCGGGGCAAUAUUACAUUCACCUCAUCUUCCAAUUAUGCUUCUGAGAGCAGUAAUGUGAGUGCUCAGGAUGCACAGCUACAGAACGAGAAGAUUGCGCAGGCGUUGGUUGUGCAGGAGUUCAUGACUGCGACCAAGACCCAGUUAACGCGAUAUGGACUGCAUGUUCUGCAAGAGAGUCUUCCUGAGGGCCACCUCUGUGCCUUUUUCAGGAACAAUCACUUCUGCACGCUCUUCAAGAACCCUAUGGAUGGCACCCUUUAUACCCUCGUCACGGAUCAGAGCCUUGCUCAUGAACAGGCCAUCGUCUGGGAGUCGCUAGUAGAUGUCGACGGCGCAGGCGAGUUCUUGGACGGAUUGUUUCGACACGGUGCACUGGAGGUUGGAGACUAUGCACGCAACAACCAGCCGCUCGACGCUCAGCAUUCAGCACAUGGCGAUGGUGGAGGCGACGAAGACUUCGCUCUCGCACUGCAAUUGCAGCAGCAGGAAGAGGAAGAAGAGGCUCGGCGCAUUGAGAGGUCAAAGAGCCGGGCCUCGGACUCUCGUAAUGGCGGCGUCGGACAUAACGAAGGUGGCGGAAGCAGUAGCGGCGGCGGCGUCUUCAGCUCAUCACAGCAGCAAACAUACGAGACGGAUGAGCAAAUGGCGGCACGGUUACAUCAGGCAUAUCUUCUUGACAGCCAACAGCGACAACAACAACAACAGCAGCAGCAGCAGCAGCCACCAGCAGCGCACAAUGUCAAUGUGGGCAAUAGGCCGUACCCAGCACCAGGAGCGCCACAUUCAACUUACGAGCCACAUUAUCCAGGAUCUGGACCCGUCCAACAGCAGCAGCAGUGGGCGUCACCAGCGGCACCUCAAGCUCAGCGAACAAGCACAUACCAGCAACCUUUUUCUGCAGCACCAUUGCGACCGCAUCUUCAAGGUCAGGUACAGCGGCCAAGCGGGUACCAUAGCAAGGGAAACUCGAGCGACGCAAGCAGUCGGAAAGAUAUUGAGAAAUGCAUCAUUUCAUAGUGAUGCAAAGAAUCAAAUUUCCUGGUGCUGUGCACCAGCUCUUUUUUUUUCAUAUUUUGUAAUUUGUAAUAAAUCCCUGCGACCAUAUAUCAAGAUCUAAAUGAAUCUAGUUUUUAUUUUUGAAUGGGGAGAGAGAGAUCGAAAAGGGCAGGUGGAGCUCAAGAGAUGAAUAUAAAUGAACAGGGGAAGGCUGUGAAAUCCUUACUCGGCGGCAAUAGCGGGCUUCUCCUGGGCCUUCAAUCCUUGACGGUAACUAGAUAAUAUUUGCAGUGGAAGUGGAGUGUGUAUCAGUCAAU
This is a messenger RNA of Gamsiella multidivaricata, 2805 nucleotides long. RefSeq lists its product as uncharacterized. Bases 206 to 2509 code for a protein of 767 amino acids. Gene Ontology annotation, molecular function: K48-linked deubiquitinase activity; cysteine-type deubiquitinase activity; cysteine-type carboxypeptidase activity. The record is from RefSeq and is a predicted model, not a curated record. Gene Ontology annotation, biological process: protein K48-linked deubiquitination. Lineage: Eukaryota; Fungi; Mortierellomycota; Mortierellomycetes; Mortierellales; Mortierellaceae. Gene Ontology annotation, cellular component: cytosol; cell periphery. The transcript is spliced from 5 exons.